AUGACGAAUUUAAAAGGAGUUCAAGUACCAUUUACAAGGCGUGAAUGGGAUAUUGUAACAAAUGUAUAUCGAAGUGAUGAAAUAUCUGAAUUAAAACAUGCUGUAGCAUUAAUUGUAUCAUGGAAAGCAAGAUCGGGUGAUUCGGUACAUAUAGCUGCAGAUAUGACUGAAAUGUUAUUACGCGCAAUAAUUAUGGAUAAGGAGACAAAAAAUGAUGAUUGGUUCAAGAUUGGUAAUGUAAAACUUGCUUAUUGUACUGCUAUUAUAAGAUUUGUCAAUUAUGUUAAUGAAAUAUGUCAAACGAAUUAUAAAUUCAAAUCAAUUGCAUCAGCUGUUAGUGAUGUUGGUAUUCCACAGUGGGUGGUUGACAUUCGACAUGGUGCAACUCAUUCGCAUCUUCCAUCGCUAGAAAAUUUACGUCAAGCAGCGCAAUACUGUCGCAAUUGGCUUUGGGAGCAUCAUUGGUCAAGACCAGUAGCUGAAGCAAUUGGACUAAAUUCAAAUAUUCAAAAUGAAAAUGAAACUGAUUUACAACAAGAAGCUGUUGAUUUAAUUGAUCGUUUCAUGCUUUGUUCUUUUGAAAAGAUGAAAUUAUGUGCAUAUCGAAAAAAUAAUAAACCAAACAAGGAAAUAAAAUUGCAAAAGAUAUUGGCGAAAAUAGAAACAUUUAUUAUGAUGCAUCCUUGGGAAUUUCUGGGGGCAUUUUUACUUGAAGGAUAUUUGAUUUUAAACGAGAAACAAGUUAGAUCAGUUGAUCAUAAUAUAUUUGCAAAAAAUGAAGCUAUAUGGAUUGUUCCGGAAGAUUUGCAACUGUUCUGGAAACCAAUCUUUCAUUUUCUGAAUGAAGCCAAAAUGUUACCUGAAUUACUCUUCCAGCUUCUUGAAAUUGCAUCAAAUGAUGAAAUACAACCAAUACGAAAACGACAAUUAAUUGCGUGGAGUGAUCGAAUGUUAACUGCUUAUGUGGAAUCAAAUGUUUUAAGUGAAUCUGAAUGGGAAAGAAUUUUGAAAGCGAUAAUGUUGGCACCAAAAGAAUUACGAGAAGCAUAUUUUGAUAAAAUUCUGAGCAAAAUCAAAAAAAUAACAGAAAAAGAACAGAAUGCUUUGAAGCAACUCGUUGUAGUGUCUUCUAAAAAGACAACUAUCACAGGAACAGCAUCAUUUCCGGAUCCCACCAGUAUUGAUGCAUCAUCAUUUCCGGUUUCCACCAAUAUUGGUGCAUCAUUUAAAACUGUCGAUGACUUGCGAAAUUUAAUGGCAAAAAAAAAAACUGAAAAGAAACCAGAAAUAACAGAUUCAAAUAGUUCAGCCAAUAAUCGUUGGUCAACCUGUAAUUCAUUAGAAUGGAAAGGUAUUCCACUUGGGUUAACACCUGAACAAAGUACAGAAUCAUUAUACCUGGUUGUUGAACCUGAAGUAGUACAUUAG
Brugia malayi is the source of this 1428-nucleotide messenger RNA. RefSeq lists its product as uncharacterized. Gene Ontology annotation, biological process: maturation of LSU-rRNA; maturation of 5.8S rRNA. Gene Ontology annotation, molecular function: endonuclease activity. The transcript is spliced from 13 exons. Lineage: Eukaryota; Metazoa; Nematoda; Chromadorea; Rhabditida; Onchocercidae. The record is from RefSeq and is a predicted model, not a curated record. Gene Ontology annotation, cellular component: preribosome, large subunit precursor; Las1 complex. Bases 1 to 1428 code for a protein of 475 amino acids.